Sinocyclocheilus grahami is the source of this 2124-nucleotide messenger RNA. Its product is annotated as protein phosphatase PTC7 homolog. The record is from RefSeq and is a predicted model, not a curated record. Gene Ontology annotation, cellular component: mitochondrion. Bases 1 to 564 code for a protein of 187 amino acids. The transcript is spliced from 5 exons. NCBI's taxonomy places the organism in Eukaryota, Metazoa, Chordata, Actinopteri, Cypriniformes, Cyprinidae. Gene Ontology annotation, molecular function: protein serine/threonine phosphatase activity. Gene Ontology annotation, biological process: protein dephosphorylation.
AUGCGCAGUCAGUCAGGAGGUCAGGAAGGAGGUGUUGCGGAUGGCGUCGGGGGCUGGAGGGAUUACGGCGUGGACCCGUCGCAGUUCUCUGCCACCUUGAUGAAGACGUGUGAACGACUCGUGAAGGAGGGCCGUUUCACUCCCAGCAGCCCCGUGGGCAUCCUGACCUCCGGCUACUAUGAACUCCUGCAGAACAAAGUACCGCUGCUGGGUAAGAUCUUAUCCACACACACACCAAACCAUACGUUCAGUCCUGAGGCGGCAGAUAGCUCUUCCUUUGAUGUCCAAUUAGGGGACAUAAUUUUGACCGCUACUGACGGCCUCUUUGACAACAUGCCUGACUACAUGAUCCUGCAAGAACUCAAGAAACUCAAGAACACCAACUAUGAUAGUAUCCAGCAGACUGCCCGCAGCAUUGCUGAACAGGCCCACGAGUUGGCCUACGACCCCAACUACAUGUCCCCUUUCGCCCAGUUUGCCUGUGACAACGGGUUGAAUGUAAGAGGGGGGAAGCCUGACGACAUCACAGUGCUUCUGUCCAUUGUGGCAGAAUACACAGACUGAGCGCGCUCAGUGGAGCUCACUCUUCUCUUACACCGGUGUCUUCCACCCCUCUCCUAUUGCACUGCUCCCCAUCUCACUUCUCCCAGCACCACUUUCCAUUCUUCCAUUUCUCGAGUAGAUCUCCAGUCAACGCAGGAAGGAGGAUAACAUGAACUCGCUGGUGUGGGCGGUAAUUCAAUCGGUACAAACAGUCCACAAUUGAUGACCUCAUUUGUGUUUAAAAGGAUCUUGGGACUCUUCAACCCGUGUUGUGAAUUUGAGUCAUUUCUAUUUUUCCAAGGGACAAGGAGAGCCAUGCAUUACCCACAAAAAGUGGUUUCUAAUGGGAGAAGCUGUCAUAUUCACUCGUGUGGUUUGUGCAAAUGAAAAGCUGUUGUUAAGUGGUUGGUUGUCUAUGUCUUGAGAGAGAAGUUAAGCAUCUCUGAAGCCUCUAUGUGCUGGAGUGCCUCUGUGUUUUUGUGUGUACGUGUAUAACGUGUCCCGUUUGGUUAAGCUGUAAUGGAAAGGUAGGUAAAAGUUCGGAAAGGGGCUUAGCUAGAUUUAAACCUGUUGCGAAAUGCAAGUGCUUUAGGAUGUGCUGGCUAGUUCUGUUCAGCCAGAAUAUCUACCUCUAGUUAGACAACCUUCAUCUACACCAUCACAUUGUGAGGUCUUGGAUGAUGGAUUGCAAGUUGAAAGGCAGGAAGGAGAUGGGUUAAAUGUACAGCUUGUAUUUGGUUAUAAAAGAUAGAAACUGAACUGCACAGACAUCGUAGACCUUAGUCAGUGUAGUGCCAUAUUUAAGUUUUGACAGGAAUGAAACUGAGGCUGUGAGGGUUAGAAGUACAGUGCGUUCAGUGGAUUGUACUGUUUAACAUUAAACCGAUUGUUCAGCUGACAAAACGUCUUUCUGAAAAAUGUUACGUAGACAAUAACUUUUGAAAGUUGUGAUUUGGUGAAAAUUACAUGAUCUAGGACCUUUAUACAGUUUGUAAAGACUGUAUAUCCAAGACAAGUAUAUCCCUGGCAUCCUUAUUUUCAAUAUGGCGUCAAACCUGACUAAGGUCUGUACCAGAGAAUGUCACAAUCCACUGAUAGACCGCUACACUCGCUCACGGGGAUGGUGGAUGUUGACUGUGAAUGCGUGUUGGAUGUAUAUUUACAUGACUUCACCUCUCGACCCUUGAGUUUGAAAGUCUACACGCACAAAUGGCUAGCAUCUGGCAAUGCUUUUUAUGAGUUGAAAGGUCAGGUAUAUAAAUAAAUGUUUUAUUUUUAUAAAUAUUUAGCUUUUAGUGGACAAGAUUCAACAGAAUGCAGAAGUCAGGGAACGCUGGUCUUUACGGAUCGACUGUAAGGCCUUUCGGCGUUUUCGGUGCUCCCUAGCGAGGCUUGGGUUAUUUUUUGUAAUUGAUUGAAGGGUAUCUAACGCUUUUUUGGUUUGUUUUUCCUGUGUCGCUCUAUAUUGGUUCUAGAGAAAUUUUUCACACUCAUGUGCUGCUUUAAUUUAGUAAAUUAUAAAUGUGUGCGUGACUACAUAAUUUAUAGGAAUGUUUUUACCUGUACAGUAAAAAAUGGGUG